This is a messenger RNA of Eimeria mitis, 492 nucleotides long. RefSeq lists its product as uncharacterized. The record is from RefSeq and is a predicted model, not a curated record. The transcript has a single exon. Lineage: Eukaryota; Apicomplexa; Conoidasida; Eucoccidiorida; Eimeriidae. Bases 1 to 492 code for a protein of 163 amino acids.
AUGCUGGGGGCCCCCCAAAUGAAUUCCUUUGGGGGCCCCCUGUCGAGGUCUGGGGGGGCCCCCCGCUGCUCUCCGCCAGAAGAACAGGGCACGCAGGGGAACCAAGGGAACCCUGGGGGGCCCCCCGGGGGACCCUGGGGCCCCAGGGGCCCCCUUGUGAAAGCCUUUGUGAGGAGACUCGAUUGGAGGACGGGGGGGCCCUGGGGGCCCCUCUCCUCGCCUCGAGCAGGCUGCGUGGACGAGGGGCCCCUGUGCAACAGGGGGGGGCCCCAGUAUUACGAUGCGGAUGAAGGGGGCCCCCAGGGGGGGGCGGCUGACGCGUUGGGGGCCCCUGCCGGGGGCCCCCUUCAUUCGGGGGCCCCGGGGGCCUCCGGGGCCCCGGGGGGCCCCCACAAAGACCGGUUUGAGUGGACAGAGGAAGAGAAGGAAACACUCAAGAAGAGAGGGGCCCUCGACUUUGUUAUUGCCUCGGAUGGUAUGAUUAGGCCCUAA